This is a messenger RNA of Galendromus occidentalis (western predatory mite), 513 nucleotides long. RefSeq lists its product as uncharacterized. The transcript is spliced from 2 exons. NCBI's taxonomy places the organism in Eukaryota, Metazoa, Arthropoda, Arachnida, Mesostigmata, Phytoseiidae. The coding region runs from base 1 to 513 and encodes 170 amino acids. The record is from RefSeq and is a predicted model, not a curated record.
AUGGUCUAUCCGAAUGUCAGUCGCGACCAGCUGUCAAAUCACUGGCUGUUGAUCAGCGUUUGGAACCUCUCUGCCGUCGACCAUGCAGAGGAGCUCUAUCCUCAGGAAUUCGAUGAAUUCUUGGGGGAAGCAGCUGUAGACCUGAGUCGAGACGCAGAUGAGCAGGAGAGAUGGUACGUUCUAAUACCCAAAGCCAGCCGUCCCAAAAGGCAGCUCACCAUCAUGGACCAGCAAGGGUGUUCAACGUCUUCUCUGAACACCUCUCAAACUCAUAUUGCCCAGCAGCGCUAUCAAGAGGGUCCCUCGAACCAAAGCGGGAAGAAGUGGCACGUCUAUCCCAAGAGUGCUGUCCGGCGUAAAUCGAUAUCUGUCGAUAUGGGAUCGAAAGGACGAAAACUGUCUCUCCUACCGUCUUCCUAUGUGGCCGUCAACCCGUUGCUCCCACGCGGUCCCGUCGGCAUCGGAGGCGCGGCUUUCGGGCGGUACGCCUCCGUGUCGUGUCCCGUGUCAUAA